Cordyceps fumosorosea ARSEF 2679 is the source of this 1077-nucleotide messenger RNA. RefSeq names its product allantoicase. Gene Ontology annotation, molecular function: allantoicase activity. Lineage: Eukaryota; Fungi; Ascomycota; Sordariomycetes; Hypocreales; Cordycipitaceae. The transcript is spliced from 2 exons. Bases 1 to 1077 code for a protein of 358 amino acids. The record is from RefSeq and is a predicted model, not a curated record. Gene Ontology annotation, biological process: allantoin catabolic process.
AUGGCUACUACCAUUGACGAGAUCAGCUACAAGAUCACCGACGACGUCGCCACCACCGUCGUCCCUGCUGACCAGAUUGACAAGACUUUUCGCUCGACAUGCAUUGACCUCAUCUCGGCCACCUUGGGCGGCAAGGUCCUUGCCUUCUCCGACCAGUGGUUCGCCGAAGCCUCCAACCUGCUGACCCCGACCGCGCCCGUCUCGCAGCCCGGCAAGAUGGUCUUCACCGGCGCCUGGUACGACGGCUGGGAGACACGCCGCCACAACCCGGAGCCCUUUGACUGGGUCGUCAUCCGCCUCGGCGUCGCCUCCGGCACCGUCUCGGGCGUCGAGGUCGACACGGCCUUCUUCACCGGCAACUACGCGCCCUUCGUCUCCGUCGAGGGCUGCUUCAGCGACAACGACGACGAGGUCGUCUCCUGGCAGGGCACGCGCGGCGGCUGGCAGACGAUCCUCGGCAUCCGCGAGUGCGGCCCCUCGGCGCGCUUCGGAUGGAAGCUCGACGCGCCGACGACUGAGCGGUACACGCACGUGCGCAUCAACAUGUACGCGGACGGCGGCAUCGCGCGCUUCCGCCUGUUCGGCCACGCGGUGCCCGUGUUCCCGGCCGACCCGCAGGCCGUGCUGGACCUCGCGGCCGCGCAGAACGGCGGCGUCGCCGUGGCCUGCUCCGACCAGCACUUCGGCACCAAGGACAACCUGCUGCUGCCGGGCCGCGGCAAGGACAUGGGCGACGGGUGGGAGACGGCGCGCUCGCGAGGGCGCGACCACGUCGACUGGACGAUAGUCAAGCUGGGCGCGCCGGGCCGCGUCGACAAGUUCGUGGUGGACACGGCGCACUUCCGCGGCAACUUCCCGCAAAAGGUCCGCCUGGAGGCGAUGCACAGCGCGAGCGCGAGCCCGGCGGCGGACGACGCGGGGUGGAAGGAGGUGGUGGCGCCGAGCAAGACGAGCGCGGACUUGGAGCACGAGUUUGCCUGUGCUGACACGAACAGCGUAUUCACUCACAUCAAGCUCGUCAUGAUCCCCGACGGCGGCGUCAAGCGCGUGCGCGCGUUUGGCCGCAGAGCCAUCUAG